AUGCAACCCCCGCCCACCGCCAACAUCACACAACACACAACACCACCACAAGUCCUACACCCCUCCGAGCUCGACCACAUCAUCGACGAUGACUUUGCACACCUCCGCCUCUCCUCCCCGCAUAACAAGUCGACUGGGAGAAAGUCGCCGGGGGGGAAGAAAGAUGAUAAGGGGAAGGGUGUGAUGCAGCAGGAUAAGUGGAAGGGGAAGGGGAAGGGGAAGAAGAAGGUUGGGGAGGGUGGCGAGUGCCAUCUGUUGAACCUCCCCACCGAUGUCCUGCACGUUCUCCUAACUCGGCUUCCUCCCAGAUCGCUCUUGAGACUGUCAGCCACUUGCACAGCGCUGCAUGCGCAUUGCAAUAACGACACCGUCUGGCGGCAUUCGUAUAUCAACCAAUACUUUGGUGUCGGUGUUUCGAGAGAUGCGGGCAGGAGGAAGGAAGUGGAGAUACUUGCGAGGGGGUGUACCGGUAUUGGAGAGAGGGGUUGGAAACGAGAAUCAUUGGAGCGGCUAAGGAUGCUUGAGCGAUGGCAGAUCUCCAAAUCCAGUAUCGUCGUCCACACCCCUCCCACCGGGUUGAUCCACUCCAUCUCCCUCUCUUACCCUCCCCACACGCCUGCACCUUCCAAAGGCCUCACCGUAGGCAAAACGCGGAACAAACUCUCUCCCAAGCUUCCCCCCGCCGACCAGCCUCACCACACCCGUCAACGGCACGACACUGUACCGCCGUCCGUCACCCGGUCCCCGCCUUAUAUGCUUUCUGCCUCUCUGUUUGCAGGGGGAGUGGUCCGGUCCGACCCCAUAACGGGUAAAGUCUCGAAAGGCUUCUGGGGUCCCUCGCGCGAUGCCAACUUUCACCUCCGGCCCACUAUCGAUCCCUCACACGAACCUUCUUCCGUAUUCCUCCCAAAACGCUCGGGGGGUUUUAUCAUAUGGGGCCUGAAGAAUGGAGGCGUAGUGUGGACGAACGUGCAGACGCGACAGAGUGGGCAGGGGGGCAGGGGAGGGAGGGCGGUGAGUUUGAAUGUGUACUCUGACCCUCGGGCUGGGCAUGCGGGGGAAGUGAGGGAUGUUUGGACGGGGACGGGAGGGCAGGAUGAGGAUGGUGCGAGGUUUGUAUCAGCAGGCGAAGAUGGGCUCGUCAAGCUUUGGUCACUUGUCGUGCCCCCGGGAACGGGCAAGGGCAAGAAGAAUACAUUAGUGGAAGGUUCUCUCGAAUGCCUCUUCACCUCCUCCCCGGCACCUUCGCUUCUCCCCAAUCGGUCGGAAGACGUCAAGCGCCGGCAGAAUGGUAAGCCCGACGCAAUCGUCUUUGCGAGGUAUACGUCCCGGGGCGAUAUCGUAGCGGGCAUCACAGCCGACGGAGAUCUCCGCGUCUUUUUUGCCGCUUCUACGGCGCCAAAGGAAGUGAGGCUGGAUUUGGGCUCGGCAGAGGCCGAAGGGGAAGUAAAGAUGAUGGAGAUGGUUGCCCAUAUCUCCCAUCAUACCUCUGAGGGUGGGGAAAGUGUAGCGUCUGUUGUGGUUCAUCGACAUCGGUCGAGUGUUGUUACGCGAUACGACAUCUCUUUCUCUGGGACCGUCGCAUCGACGACUUUUGUUUCGCCGAGCCAAGCGCCUAUAUCUUGUGUGUAUACAGGGCUGCAAGCGGAGGGGGGGAUAUCGUUGCCGAAGAGUGGGAGUCUGACGCCCAUGUUGGCAAGGAUCGUCUCGCCCUCGCCCUCACCCGUGCCCACGCCCGGGGCUAUGUCCGACCUCGACCUCUCUCUCGGCUCCGGCUCCGGCCCCAAGCCAUCCGAAGCCGAAAAGGGUCAAUUCAUCCUAGCAGGCGACGAAAACGGUCUCCUCCAUCUCUGGUCCUGGGACUCUGACGUCCAUCCCGGGGAGAAGGAGAAGGAGAGGCAAGCAUUGAAAUCGUGGAUGGUGCACGAAGCCAAGAUCACUGCUUUGGACGUUUCGUGCUCCAUCUUUGCGGUGGGUACGGCAGACGGGUAUAUAAAGAUACUCGAUCCCCUCCCUUCCUCCCCUCUCUCAUCUCCAUCUUUAUUCAACGACGAGAGCGAUACCCACAUCCUCCGUGCCUUUCACGCCUCCCACCUGUCCCCCGCCGAAACGCUCAUAGCAAGCACAGACGAGCCAGACGCCCGGUGGUAUACAGUAAAUAAAGUGGGGGUGGAAGAUGAUAUGGUGGUGGCAGCUGUGGGGAGAAAGGUUUUUGGGUGGAGGGCUGGGGUUUUGAGGGGUAGGAAGGGGGAGGGGGAGGGGAGGAGGAGGGGGGAGGGGAAAGGUGGGGUUAGGGGAGGUGCCAAAGCGUUACAUCAAGACUAUGAAGAUUACGACCAAGAUCUCGAUUCUCCCCAUCCUCUUACCCACCAUUCCCCCUUUUCACAAAAUAGACCAGCCAAGCCGCACGAGCUGUUGGAGAGAGAAGCGAUGGAAGAUAUAGGCCUGGACGAUCCGGAGGAUGCGUUGCAGUAUGCUUUGAUGUUGUCUAUGGAGGGGCAGGGGCCGGGCGCUUCUGCUUUUGCUUCUCAAGGUUCUCGAGGUGGGGAAGAGCGCUUUGGCUCAGAGUAUGAAGCAGGUGAUUUUGGAGCGGAAGGGGCGUCCGGGUGGGAUAUGGAGGGGAUGGAUGAAGAGACGGCGGAAGCUAUUAGACAGGUUGAGGCGUUUGAAAGAGCGGAAAGAGUAGAGGAGAAGCGGAGGAAGGAGAAGGAGGAGGAGGAUGAGGAGAUGGAGCGGAUUUUGGAAGCUAUUGAACGGUCAGAAAGGGGCGUAUGA
Cryptococcus amylolentus CBS 6039 is the source of this 2775-nucleotide messenger RNA. RefSeq lists its product as hypothetical. Lineage: Eukaryota; Fungi; Basidiomycota; Tremellomycetes; Tremellales; Cryptococcaceae. The coding region runs from base 1 to 2775 and encodes 924 amino acids. Gene Ontology annotation, molecular function: protein binding. The record is from RefSeq and is a predicted model, not a curated record. The transcript has 4 exons.